AAAUAACGUCAGUUCAAUGAAGCGUUUUCGACUAUUUGGAAUAUCUUUCAUUUUCAGUACAAUAUCAAUUCAAACUCGCUGGACAAAAUUUAUAUAAAUACACAAGGUGUCAUCUGUGUCAAGUAAGAAUCUCGGAGAGUUCUAUUUAACAAGAGGGAUGUGAUUGUGGAAUUUGUUUCUUUUCGUAUUCAGAUUUAAUAAUCUACAUAUGGAGACGACGAUGUUGGUGUGCCUCGUAUUGGCAGCGUCUUUGUUACCGGAACAUAUACUAGCUGUUCCCAUAAACCGGGAGAAUUUUGGUCUGGGAUGCGAACGAGAAGUAUCGACAAAGGGAGAUAACUACUAUGUGCUGAUAGUGUUUAAUACAAAGAUUGAUAUGCCGUGUCCCCCUGGUACCUUGUACAACAAGGAUCUGUGCGACUGUGAUCACUCCUCCGCGGGUCAGAUAAAAAAUACACCAGCGGUGACACUGCCAAAUACUACGCCCAAGACAACACCACAAACAACCUCUGUGUCAAUGACAGCAACGCCUAAGCAGCCAUUGGUGUCGAAAACAAUAUCGUCUUCAACGACGAAAUCCUCGACAGUAAAGACACCAACAACGACAACGACAGCAACAUCUACAACAAGAGCAACGACACCAACAACAACAGAAAUGUCAUCAACAGAGAAAACAACAACGAUGAAGCCAACAACAACGACAGCGACAACAGUGCAAACCACAACUAAAACUGCCGUUACUUCCACCACGGCAGAGCCACCUACAGUAUAUAAAACUCAUCAGUCGGAAACAACAAAGGCGGCUACCAAGGCCCCGUCAACAACGGGAAAGACAACACCCAUGGAUGUGUCCUUGUCAACAGAAUCCACAAUUCCGGCAUGUCCAUACAAAGCCGACGGGAAUGGGUUUAUAGAGAACGUUCCCGGUUUCGGAGAUAUCUACAGCGAAUGUGGCAGUGGACUGGUAUUCAGUGCGACCAGAUGCGGAUGUGUCAAAAAGGGGUCAAUCACUGGUACAACUACACCACCUGUUACCACAGAAAUCGUGUGUCCAUACAGGAGACAGGGAACGGGAUACGUGGAGGAUAUUCCGGGUAUAGGCAAGGUGUGGCAUAGCUGCGGAAAGGACGAGCUUUUUAUGAACGCUGCAUGCCAGUGUGUUUCGAAAGAGUACGUGACGGGGACAGAACCAACGACGACUGAGAAGCCCUCAACCACACCAGCUACACCAAAGACUACCCCGGUUAUCAUCACUUCCACAAUCACCACCCCUGGUAACAUUGCUCGUUGUAAUGACCGUAUCAAAGAGGCAAAUGGAUACAAAGAAUACAAUGACGUCAUCAUGGAUUGGGUAUUUUACGAAUGUUCUGCCUCUUGGGUGUUCAGUCUCAGCCGUUGCGACUGUGUUGAUCCAGGAACAAACCCUAAUCCUCCACCUGGGCCACCUAAAGAUUGUACCAAUUUUGAGAUCAAAGGAACAGGAUACAUUGAGCACAUUCCUAAUGUAGGAGCCGUGUAUAAUAAUUGUCCUCCAAACCAACUGUUCAGCCUGACGUUAUGUGAAUGUACCGGUUCAGGUGGUACAGGUGGCACGGGAGGAAACACGGAUAUUAUCAGAAUAACGGACGCAAACAAAAUUGAUUGUGGGUUCGUGGCACAGGGCGACGGGUAUACAGAAAAUAUCCUGGGGGUCGGUGAUGUAUAUUAUACAUGUGUCAGUAACCACAGAUUUGUCACUGGGUUGUGUCGAUGUAUCGAUAAAGGUAUCACGAUUAUAGACGAAACAUCCAACAACGCAGUCCCUCAAUCAUCUACAGUGAGUUUGAGUACAGCAGUCUCCAAAUCAGAUAUUUCGACAACUCCUUCUAUCGUUUCCAGCACAUCAGUCACUGAUGGAUUGCAAUGUAAAGAUCGAAAGAAAUCUGGAAACGGAUAUUUAGAAUAUUUCGAAUCAUUGAGUGACUGGGUAUUCUUUGAGUGUUCUACCACCCAAGAAUUUAGCAUCGCUGAAUGUGACUGUGUCUCUACAGGAAGACAUGUUGCCACCCAAAGUCCUAAAACAGAUUGUAACAUUGAAGCAAAAGGGAAUGGAUUCAUAGAGAACAUACCUGGGGUAGGAGCUGUAUAUAGCGAUUGUCCAUCCACACAGAUAUUCUAUUCUUCAUUAUGUGCAUGUGGAGCUCCUGGAUCUGGAAAAAAUCAUGAUGUCAUCACAAUAACAGACCAAAACCGAGUACGAAAUUGUGCCUUUGAAGAACGUGGAGAUGGAUUCGUUGAACAUGUCGUUGGGGUUGGCCUGGUUUAUCACGACUGUCCCGGAAGUGACCGGUUUGUUUCCGCUUUAUGCAAGUGUGUAGACAAAGAUACUAAAAUAGUUGACAACUCUUCUCCGCUGAAGACAACAUCUGGUACAACGACUAAGGUAACGCCACCUAUAACCACAGUGACCCCACCACCUCCUACUGGACAAACGGUAACGAGAAAAGUUACCUCAACACCGCCACCUAUAACCACAGUGACCCCGUCAACUACCACUAAUCAGGUGGUCACCAAUAAAGAUUGCAUUUACGAACAAGUACCUGGUGAGAAGCGCGAGUUCCGUACACCAAUGACGUGGAUGCCAGGACAAUACAUGUACUUUUCGUGUAAUAUAGGCCAGGAAUUCGACGUUGUUGCAUGUAGCUGCAUAGAUGAAAAAGUCACGACCACACAACCGAUUAUUAACACAGAUUGCCCCUUUCUUCCGUCUGCUAUCGGAGACAACUAUUUUCGCUUCUUGCUUUUCGGGAUUGGAUGGGUCGAGUUCAGCUGUGCAAUGGGUCAAAGAUAUGACUACAGUAAAUGCAUAUGUGUAACGAGAACCUAACAUGAGCAAUUGAAAGCCUGAAUAUUCCGUCCUGCCAGAGAAGAAAAGGUGUGUGUCGUUCGUCGGAAAUCCAAUCCUAGUGCCAGCAAACUCAGCUGUUUGAUAAGUUAUACAUUGUAUUUGUGCUGUGCUUGCUUUGUAUAUCAUUUGUGCCUUAACGAUCUUUUGUGUAAUAGUAUCACUUCUUAAAACGAUAUGAAUACCAACGUAUUUUGUUUUAAUAUCAAUGGCGAAAGGAGCAGAAUAGUGUAUAUUGUUGUUUUAAGACCACCUAAAAAAUAACGCCAUAUACUUACAUGCCGUGCUGAACUUUACAUAUGUCGUUAAUAAAAACGUAUAAAAUUUA
Pecten maximus is the source of this 3212-nucleotide messenger RNA. Its product is annotated as mucin-5AC-like. Lineage: Eukaryota; Metazoa; Mollusca; Bivalvia; Pectinida; Pectinidae. Bases 209 to 2866 code for a protein of 885 amino acids. The transcript has 28 exons. The record is from RefSeq and is a predicted model, not a curated record.